Athalia rosae (coleseed sawfly) is the source of this 1639-nucleotide messenger RNA. Its product is annotated as protein takeout-like. The record is from RefSeq and is a predicted model, not a curated record. The coding region runs from base 813 to 1577 and encodes 254 amino acids. NCBI's taxonomy places the organism in Eukaryota, Metazoa, Arthropoda, Insecta, Hymenoptera, Athaliidae. The transcript has 3 exons.
GUGAGUUUUUUUUAUUUUUUUUUCAUUUUUCAUCUCCAUUUAUUUACCCGAGUCCGACGUCGCCUCGGAUCAAUGGGGGGCAAGGUUACCGAACGGCCUACUGCAUAGUUAAAGUCUUCGAAGUAGUGCAAAUAUCCACCAUAUACAACGCACUGUACUCGGACAGUGCGUUGGUAAUCGCAUUCUUGUUACUCCGAACGGACCUCGGGGCGUCCAAUUGUCGAUUCCCAUACGUAACGCGAAUCGUUUAUUCAUUCCGUCUGCACCGAUCCUUGAAUUUUACAAUCGGCGCGUACCCCCGUAAACUACCGAAGCUCGACUCCGUGACGUAAGACAAAUCGUUGGCGCGAACGAUAACUCGGGCAUUAAUGGGAAAAUAGGAAAAAUCUGACGAGUUUGUUUGGCCGCGAAAUCUGGAUGGAAAAUUAUUCAUCGAUACCCGCGUAACUGUCCUCACUAUUGUUUGCGCCCAGUUGAAAUUUUUAGCAAUAAAGAAAAUGGAAAUUAUACAAUACAGUUAUUGGGUUGCGCAACCGUAUAUUAUAUAUAUAUAUAUAUAUAUAGUUAUUGUUAUUUCUUUCUUCUGUAAGGUAAACUCAUCGAUCGCUUCGUGUGCAAUUCUCCAAAAUUUUAUCACACCAUAGCUAUUUACUUUUUUCUUCUGUAUUGGCAAAGCGCAACAAGUGCAACAAUUGACAAACUCCAAUGGUCAGCGAAUAUCGCGCAUAGUUUGCACAGCGGUUUGGUCAGCAUUAUUCCAACUCGAUUUUAAUUAUAGUACGUGGUACUCGACGCACCACCUCGCCGCAGACAUGACGUGUCGAUUCCUCUCUGCAUUUUCCAUCGUUGCACUGGUCCUCUUCGGCCAGCUGCCCGACGUUGAAUCGAACGCCGACAUACCCGACUUUCUGAAGAUCUGUCGUCGCAGCGACCCGAAAUUGAACGAAUGCGUACGAGAUAGCGUCGAGAGUCUGAAACCUUAUCUGAAAAAUGGAAUUCCGUCGCUGGACAUCCCCCCCUGCGAACCGCUUCACGUUCCUCAAGUCGAGAUCAAGCAGGGCGCCGGACCGGUAUCGAUAAAAUCCACCUACAACGACAUCGAAGUUCGCGGGGCCACCGAUUUCCUGCUGAAAAGUGUCAAAAUCGACCUUGACAAGGAGCGAACCAGACUGAAACUCUUCCUUCCCCGGCUGGAGAUGACGUCCGCCUACACCAUGGAGGGAAAAAUUCUGAUGCUCCCGAUAGCCGGUGAGGGAAAAGCCUGGGGCAAUUACACCGAUAUAAACGCCGUGGUUACUACGCAGGGUGAAAAGUACGAAAUGAACAAAGAGACCUACUUCCGGGUAACCGAUUUUUACGUCGACUUCAACGUCGGACACGCUAGUAUACAUUUGGACAAUUUGUUCAACGGCGACGAGACCCUUGCCGACGCCAUGAACUUGUUCCUCAACGAUAACUGGCAGACGGUUGCCGCCGAAAUAAAACCAGCUCUCGAAGACACCGUAGCCGAACUCUUCAAGGACUUUGCCAACCGAAUCUAUUCGAAAUAUCCCUACGAGGUACUCUCACCCUAUUGAUUGUAUCGAUCGAAUGAGUACGGCUAGAAUAAUAAGAGACCAGCGAUUCUGGUGAUUCGUGU